ACUCACGACAGCGUGUGCACCGAGCCGGUCCGGAGGAACAAUGCUUCUCCUGAAGCACUUCGCACGUGGGUGUCCGCCGGCCCCCCGCAGAGCGGCCCCGCUCUGGCCGUCUGUGUGGCCGCAUGCUCGGGGGCAGACGGCAGGGCUGAAGCGGUUCAGCACGGCGGAGGCUUCUGUGAGGACCGGGGCUCCCGGCAGCCCGAGGGAGAGGUGCCUGACCAUGGCGACCGUAAACCCGCACGUGAAAGCGGUGGAGUACGCCGUGAGAGGACCCAUCGUCACACGGGCGGGGGACCUCGAGAGGGCUCUGCGGCAGGGACAGAACCAGUCUUUCACUGAAGUCAUCAAAGCCAACAUUGGUGAUGCUCAUGCUAUGGGCCAGCAGCCAAUCACUUUCCUCCGUCAGGUCGUGGCUCUGUGUUGUUUCCCAGAACUUCUUGAGAGUCCAUCUUUCCCCGAUGAUGCCAAGCAACGAGCCCAGCGCAUCCUGCAGGACUGUGGUGGACAGAGCCUAGGCUCGUACAGUGCCAGCCAGGGGGUGGAGUGUAUCCGUCGAGACAUUGCUGACUACAUCACGCAUAGAGACCAGGGUGUACCUUCUGAUUGGAACAACAUCUACCUCACCACAGGGGCCAGUGAUGGCAUCAUGAGCAUCCUGAAGCUGAUCGUAUCAGGUCAGGGCUCCUCCAGGACGGGCGUGAUGAUUCCCAUCCCUCAGUACCCACUGUACUCUGCAGCCAUAUCGGAGUUAGAGGCUGUGCACAUCAACUACUACCUGGAUGAGGACCAUUGCUGGGCAUUGGAUAUUGAGGAACUGCAGCGAGCCUACCUCACCGCUAAACAGCAGUGCCAGCCCAGAGUCCUCUGUAUCAUCAACCCUGGAAACCCCACUGGUCAAGUGCAGAGUAAGAAGUGUAUAGAGGAGGUGCUCCACUUCGCCUUUGAGGAGAAUCUGUUUGUCAUGGCUGAUGAGGUUUACCAGGACAAUGUGUAUGCGUUGGACUGUCGAUUCCACUCCUUCAAAAAGGUCCUGUAUGAGAUGGGCCCUGAGUACUUUAACAAUGUGGAACUGGCCUCCUUCCACUCCACCUCCAAGGGCUACACUGGAGAGUGUGGUUUCCGUGGAGGCUAUAUGGAAGUGUUGAACAUGGAUCCACAGGUGGAGGCCCAGCUGGUCAAACUACUUUCUGUUCGCCUGUGCCCCCCUGUCCCUGGACAGGCAGCAAUGGACGUCAUUGUUAAUCCCCCCAAAGUGCACGAGCCCUCGUAUGCUCAGUUUACCAAGGAAAAAAACUCAGUCCUGGAUGUCCUGGCUCACAAGGCCAUGCUUACAGAGCGAAUCCUAAACUCAGUGCCUGGGAUCAAAUGCAACCCAGUCCAAGGAGCCAUGUAUGCCUUCCCUCAGAUCUUCAUCCCACCACGAGCAAUCCAGGAAGCCCAGUCCCGUUCUCUGGCUCCUGACAUGCUGUACUGUCUCAAACUGCUGGAGGAAACUGGCAUCUGUGUGGUUCCAGGAAGUGGAUUUGGCCAGAGGGAGGGAACAUUUCACUUCAGAAUGACCAUCCUGCCGAGCCCAGAAAAGCUAGAAGUCCUUUUAGGGCAGCUCAAGGAAUUCCACCUCAGAUUCCUUGAAGAGUAUUCGCAACAGGAACCUCAGAUCCCCAGAACCGCCCACGACCAACACAGAGAAACGUCAGAGCAACCAGCCUGAUGCUUCAUUUGACAGCUCGUGUCGUGUUAAUAAUGCUAACAAUUGCUUGAUUUUUGCGAUGCGCUGGAGUCCCCCUCAUGCGGUCAACAUGGAACUUCCAAUAGCCAGAACACAUGCUGCUAAAGAAAAAACUACCUUAUCCUGGUCCGCGGCUUUAGGCUAAAGCCAACAAUUUAUGUAACUGUAUCAUAAUAUAAUACAUUCCCUUGUAUAAUAUCUGGAGAUGUAUGAGGGGGGCUUGGCGUCACCAAUAAUGGGAGGGGGGGUAAUUAAUAA
Molecule: messenger RNA, 1987 nt
Organism: Cyclopterus lumpus (lumpfish)
Lineage: Eukaryota; Metazoa; Chordata; Actinopteri; Perciformes; Cyclopteridae
Gene: gpt2
Product: glutamic pyruvate transaminase (alanine aminotransferase) 2
Exons: 11
Coding region: 41-1711 (556 amino acids)
Biological process (GO): biosynthetic process
Molecular function (GO): L-alanine:2-oxoglutarate transaminase activity; pyridoxal phosphate binding
Source: RefSeq, a predicted model, not a curated record